This is a messenger RNA of Oppia nitens, 2997 nucleotides long. RefSeq lists its product as uncharacterized. Lineage: Eukaryota; Metazoa; Arthropoda; Arachnida; Sarcoptiformes; Oppiidae. The coding region runs from base 1 to 2997 and encodes 998 amino acids. The transcript is spliced from 11 exons. The record is from RefSeq and is a predicted model, not a curated record.
AUGCCUUGUGCCACUCCUUCUGCAUCGACCCGAUUGUCAUCAGUCGGUUCAUCGCGAGAAGCAUUUGCAACACAAAAAUCUGCUUCAUUUGAUUUGGUCGAUGCCUGUACUCAGGCAAACCUGUCGUGUGAUGUGAUAACGUAUGACAGCGACGAUGAAAUGGUGAAAUCGAGGCGCGGAAUACCAUUCGGUGGUCUUCGCAAUAAAAAAGGACAUCCAAUAUACUCGAGGGAAGACAUACGCGAACAGUAUUGCAUCACAAGGAAGGAGUUGGAUGUCUUGGACAGAACCUCAUCGGCCGCCCGACUCUUUGGUUGUCUGUCAUCACAUCAUUUACCUGAUAGUCAUUGUAACAAAAACUCAUUUCUGUUACUAUCAUGUGUUCAAAGACGCAAAAACUCGAGUGAAUUUGACGAAGAAUCUGAUUCCGGACUAAAAUCAAAAUCAGGUAUCGAUGAAGAGGAUAGUAGUGAUGGAGGUUUCAAACAACGUCUUAAAUCCACACAUCCUAUUACCAGAACUGUUAAACAAACCCAAAGCAAUUGUAAUUGUAAUAAUAAUGUUAAUUUUCACAACAAUACCAGUGAUAAACAAUUAUAUAGUCGACAAAACACACAAUUUUACUCCAAUUACGGCAAAGAAAGAAAUUUUAGAAGUUUUGAUAGCGACUACUCUUAUGAAACUCAUUUAAAUUCGCCACUAAAGAGACCGACAGAACUACAGCUCAUCAAUAAUUCGGAAACGAGUGAUUUCAAUACAACGACCAGCUAUAGUGUCGGUCAACUUAAUGACAGACAAUCAUCAGAUGGUUCGCUGUGGAAGAGCUCAAACAUAACGAGUAUAACUAGCGAUGAUAAUCGUAAUCUAAGCAAAAAACACGUGACAUUUGCGACCAGUCAUCUGGUAAGGAGUGCCACUGUUGGCGGCAUUAAUAACAUACACACAUCUCCACCGACGCAACCCAUUAGCGAAAGACUGGUAAAUGAGUCAAUUCAAAUAAAUGGCACACAUAUGAUGAGAAAAACUGAUUCAAUGGACUCUUUUGAGCAAAUGUUGGCAACUUCUUCGAGAAUGUCGGACAUUCUUCCACUUUAUCAAAAAGCUAUGCGAAGAGCUGUUAUGAAAACACAGGCGACACAAACUGACACAACCAAUGAAAAACCUUUUCAUCGGUCAAAUAGACGAACAAUACCCGACUAUUUAACACUUUCUCCGCGAUCUACAAAACCAGAGUCGACUGAAGAAUUGUAUGCAGAAUAUUAUGAAAGCGAUGCCGAAGACGGAGAGGAAGAUAUUCUGCAAAUAUCUUUAAAAGAGAAAAAGUUAAGAAAGAUAUCGAAAUCAAGAGUUGUAGACAAAAGCAAACAAAAAAAUCGAAGAAAGUUGCGCUCAAUUUCUAAGAUAAGUCCAAAGACACAAUCGGUAGACAUUCAGACAAAUUUAGAAGAAUUAAGUUUUCAAAGAUUAGACUCGAGUUAUAGUGAGAGCUCAAGACUUGAAACCGCAAUUAAAAUCGAAGAUUUGAGCUCAAAGUCAUCGACUGAUUCCAAUCAACUUAAGAGUGAAUCAGAAAUGUCUUCGACAACCAAUGAAUUCAAUUCUAUAGAUAGCUAUCAUUCUAUUCAAUCACAAGACUCAACAACAGUUGUCUCUGAAUUAAAUGACUCUAUAAUAACAAAUGAAGACAAACAGCAAUUGUUUGAUGAGAUUAACGAAGUUUUCAUUGUGACCACUGAUGUCACAAAAAGGCCGUUAAUUAUUGAUCCGAAAAAAAAUUCUUUAAGAAAAUCAUUGGAUAGUAGUAUAACUUCACCAGAGAGUGAUAACUACAGUUUUGGUACAGAAAUUAAGCCAUAUUUAACUACUGAACUAUCAGCUCAAGGCUCUGAUAAUGUUGAUAGUGGAGGAAGUUCUGUGUAUGUGUCAGCAAACGAGACUUCACCACAAAUAGCAACUGAUAAGACAGUUUCGGGUCAGACAUCAUACGAAACGGCUUCAUCUGGCAGUCGAUACAGUUCUCCGCCAUCGAUGGAAAACAGGGGAUCUGAUAGAGAACUUGAUUAUAACACACAAGUGUUGGAUAUAUGUGAUAAUGUCAACACUGAAAGUAAAUCAUUGAUAAUUUCAAAAGUGGAUAAUACAUCAAAUCAAUUGAAAGAUUAUAUAAUAAGCACAGAGAUUAUUGAAGCAAAUGAUGGCAAAGACAGGACAUUAACUCCAGACUCAACUAUUUCGACACAUUAUAGCACUGAACACAAUAUCGAUGAUUUUGAUUCUGAAGAUGUCGGUGAUGUCACACCAGUUCAGGAUUUAUCAACUGAUACAUCCACUGCUAUUGAAACUCAGACUGUAAUUGAAAAUAUAAUAAAGUCCAGUCUUAAGCCAAAAAUACCUCCAAAGCCUACUUUUUUGUUGGGAGAUCAGAGGAUAAACGUUACAAAAGAAAGACCAAUACUUUCCAGUAAUAACAAUACUGAUGUUGUUAUCACUUCUGACAAUACGACUUCUGAGGAAUGCGACCAACAAAGUGAUGACAACGAAGAAGUGAUAGAUGACAUGAGUGGCGGUGAUUUUAUUGUGCGCCGAAAUAUGUCCGGAGAGUUGUCCACUGUUUCUGAAGUGUCUGAAGAGAUGAGUACAAACGGCAAAUCAUACGUUUCAGACUCUGGUUCUGGUAUUCAGAUGUCUUUUAUUGAUAAAAAGACACCAAAUAUUAACAAUGACUUGAAUCAGACAGAUAUCUCUGAAUCGGGUGAUAUGCACUCUAAUACCCCGAGUAUUGCCGAAAGCACGACAUCAGGCAGUUUUAUGAUUGACGGCAACAUAACUGAACCAAACUCUUUAAGUGAAAAUAUUGAAAGACCUAAAAUUGAAAAGUCGGGCAGUUUUCCCAGUAUUUUAAACGAUAAUAACAAUAAAUCAUUUUUUAUGGAUGAAUCAGUUGUUUCUGAUAAAAUGAUCGAUAAUAUUUACGAGAAAAGACAAUUCAUUUACUAA